UUUGUCAUCACAAGAUUGGAUAUUGAUACAGAUGUACGGUAUAGAUUUUCGGAAACAAUAUAUAUUCUGACAGUGUUUAAUCCUAGUCAUGACAACGAGACCUAUGUUGUUGAUAUACCGUUUCCAAAAGAGGCUUUUAUUUCAAACUUUACACUAGAAGUUGGUGGUGAGAUAUUACUAAGUAGUAUUGUAGGGAAAGACAGUAAGGAUACUGGUACAAUUAACGGGAAAACUUCAGAAUCAGAGAAUUUCACUGACAGCAUUUCAGAAUUUUUGGGCACAAAUUCAUUUGUUUUGCCCGUUGAAAUUCCUCCUGAAGAAGACGUCACUAUAACAUUAACAUACCAAGAAGUACUCAAACGACUUAAAGGGGUUUAUGAUAUCAACAUAUUUGUCGGCCAUUGUGAAAACGGAUACAAUACAAAUAUCGAAAUGUCGAUUAAAGAAACGAAACCUUUGACAAAACUGGAGUUGUCUCCAAUGUGGAAAAAUGCACAUCGAGACAAAAGCAAAGAACUACAUCUCACAAGACCAAGUAACGAAUCAGCAGUCAUAACAUACAAUGUAGUUUCUAACCAGAUGGAAUGUCUACAAAAGUUGGAAGUGCAAUAUGACGUAGAAAGAAGUCAGAAUGCAGGAGAGAUUCUUAUUGAAGAUGGCUUCUUUGUACAUUUUCUAGCACCAACUGGUCUUCAAGUUAUUCCAAAGGAUAUCGUAUUCGUUUUAGAUACGAGCAGAUCAAUGACAGGUGAACCCAUUGCGGAACUCCAGAACGCAAUGGUUACUAUAUUGGGCAAACUUGCUUUAAAGGAUAUGUUUAACAUUGUUGUCUUCGAAUCGUCGUUUGGUAUGUUUGAGAGCGAACUGCAAAAAGUUACCAAUCGAAGUAUUACUGAUGCCAAAAAUAUGAUUUACUUCAUGACACCUGAUGGAGGUACAAAUAUUCAUGAUGGUUUACUAGCAGGCAUAAAGAUUUUGCAUUCUGUCAAAGUAGACGAAAUCCGUUCACCAAUUAUUAUAUUUCUAACCGACGGAAAGGCAUCGAGUGGUAUAACAAACAGAAAUCUAAUAACGAAAAGAGUUAAAUCAAGGAAUAUUUUAGGAAUUCCCAUCUUUACCAUUAGUUUAGGUAAAGAAUCAGAUCAAAAUCUAACGUCUAAGAUUGCGUCUCAAAAUUUUGGCUUUUCGCGACAUAUUUAUAAUGCCGGUACAUCAAGUUCAAUCAUAGAUAGUGUGUAUGACGAUGUUGCUACUACAUUAAUGAAGCAUAUCAAUAUUGUAUACAUGGAUAACGUUGUCAACGAUCAAACAGUUACACAAACGAAUUUCAAAACUUUAUUCCAAAAUACCGAAAUUGUGACGUCAGGAAAAUUUCAAAACGAGUCAACAAAAUUUCUCAAUUCUACGGUUGUUGGACUUGGAGCAUCGGGACUGACCAUGUUAUCGAACGCAAGCGUCUCUGUAAUCGAUGACGAUGGGCGUAAAAAUACGAUUGAGGCAAUAUGGAAACAUAGAAGAUUGAAAGAAGUGAUGUCGAUUCAAAAAGCUAUCGAUGACUCUACAAUGGUUAAAGCUUUACAAGAAACACUGUUAACAAUGUCUGUUCAGUAUAAGUAUGUUACACCGCUUACUGCAGUCUUGAUUGAAAGACAUGGUAAACCAGAAAGUAAUGUUGUCCUAGACAAUGAAGAAAGAGUUGUAUAUGCAGUAGCCCAUAAUCAAAGGGACCAGUUAAAGGAAAAUAAGCCAAAACGAAGAGAUUCAGAAUUUUCAGCAAAAGGAGAUCCACAUUUCGAGAUUAGAAUAGAGGGUAUUGAGAAUCCUAUUUGCUUUGAUAUAAAGACUGAUCCUGGUUCGAUCGUAAGAAUACUUCAAAUUCCAAGAGUAAUGGUAGUGAACAUAGGAAUUAUACCGGAAACGGAAGAUUUCAAAGAGGAUAAGAUGUAUAUUUCUGAUAUUUUUGUGUCAAUACAUGCCCAUACCCUUCUGAUGAAUAUCGAUGGUGGAAUAUUAUACAACGGACAAAAGUUUGAUUGGCCACUGCAAAAUUGCACAGAAACUACCACAGAGAAACUUAUAAUGUGCAGUAACAAUAAAAGAAGAAUGACUGUAUUUCACCUUAACCAUGAAGUUACAUUACGAGUGAAAAGAGUAAUACACGUUGGAAAGAAAUACUUUAAUUUUUAUAUUGAUAAUUUUACAAAACUAUCGAAGAGAAGUACAGGACUAUUAGGGGAAAUUCUCCAAGAAACAGUUUCAGUUCGAAAAGUAAUAAGAAGAAAAGGUAGAUUAGUUGGCAGCUUUACCAGCAGGUCUAAUAGAACUGGACCAAACAAAUAUUUUUCGGCUAAACUCAAGUUAAUGGAGAAUUCGGAAACAAGACAUCUAUGUUGGCAUCUACACAAAAAGAUUUCUGGGUUAAUUGACUCGUCAAACAAGUUUCAACUGCCAAGUUUGUUUCAUUCGGAUGUUUUACCAACUUAGCAGAGUGUAAGCUGUUGAAAUUAAAGAACUUACGCUAAAGACAUAACUAAAUGUUUAUUUAGCAGAUUUUGUUAAUAAGAUUUGUUGCAAUGUUUAAUAAAAAUAAAUCAUAAAUAUUGCUUCAAUAUAAACAAAAAAUUAAAAGCUUGUUCCAGAUAGAAUCUAAAUGGCUUGUCAAAUGAAAUUUCUUUAAAUCACUUGUAAAUAGGAAAACAAACCAAAUUUCCCUACAUUCGUCACAUUUAUGUCAUAUCUAAUAACAUAAACGGUACACAUUUUACUGCACUAGAAACGCAUUCUGUUAAUUAAUGUCUCUUCAGUGAAACUCGGAGCCGAAACAAUUGUUAAUCUAAACCCAAUGCAAACGUUGAAGAGCUGAUCAAACCAAAAAGACCUAAAGUAAAGCCAAAUCCGGACAAGAAAUCAGAGCUUUUUAUGAGGGAUAUAUAUUCCUUAAUUUAAAAUGAUUUCCAAUAUUUCAUUACAGCCAUGUUUCAAUCAAACAAUAUCAGUAUUUUGUACUGGCUACUGAGCUAGUGAAAAGUACAAAAUAAGAAACAUUAUUAAGGUACUGUACAAAUGUAACUGAACACAUGAUUUACCUAUAAAAAGAGACCUGACUGGCAAUUACCUUGACAAACUUUGGAAAGCUGUGGAACUAAUAUGCAACUGAUUUCUUUGGGCGUUUUAAAAAGGUUUUUACGCUUUGUCUUACUAAGAAACAUUACAUUUGUUCAAGAAAAAGUUGUAUAACUUUUUGUUUUCAAAUUAAAAGUAUUCAGAUGCCAAUAUGGUCCCUAUACUGUUAAUGCUUAAGAAUGAAAGACAAUAAACCAUUGUGAAACUUUACAUUCCGUUAAUCAAUACAUAACAACAGGUUUAGGGAGCCAUUAUCGCUAUUAUUACAUACUGGUUUUUAUUCUUUUCUGUACACCAGUUUUAUUGGAUAAAUGUGCUUUCAUCCUUGUCAUCAAUAAAUCGAGCCAGGCCUUUCGUCUCUGAAAAGACUUUUACAAUUCUAAAUGGAAAUCUAUGCAUUUUCACAGCCUUUAAAAUGAACCAGCACCAUAUUUUUUUAUAAUAUAGAAAAACAAACGAAAUGCUUCAUCUAACUUUUACUUCAUGAUUCAUCAUUUUAGACUUAAAUGUGAUUAUUGGAAUUUAAUGCUUCUUUUAUAAUUUUAUAGAGUUGUAAAUGCCAUUAGUUCAAUUAUCUCCCUUAAAAUAUUUCCAACAAGAAUUAUUUUCCUUCAUGCAUAUUCCAAGGUUAUGUUCUGCAACCGUUAAAAGUUUCAUCAAUAUUGAUUAAGCCAUUAAGGAGAGGUGAGCUUACGAGACCUGUUGCAACAUAUUGCAAUGUUAAAUUAAGUAAGUUCAAUUUUCUCCCUGAAAAUAUUUCUGACCAGGAUUAUUUUCCUUAAUGCACAAUCUCGGGUUGUGUACUGCAACUGUGUAAAAUUUCAUCAAUAUCUAUCAAGCAGUUAGGGAGGAGUUAUGCUUAGAUGGGCAGGGUCAUCAGAUACAUAUUUUGAACUAAAUAACCUAAGGAUGAUUUAGACCAAGUUUGGUUUAACUUGACCCAGUAGUUUCAGAGGAAAAGAUGUUUGUAAAAGAUUACAAAAAUUUACGAAAUAUUGUGAAAAUUUGACUUUAAAGAGCAAUAACUCCUUAAAGGGUCAAUUGACAAUUUUGAUAAUUUAACUUAUUUGUAGAGCUUACUUUGCUGAACAUUUUUGCUCUUUACAGUUUAUCUCUAUCUACUAUAAUAUUCAAGAUAAUAACUAAAAACUGCAAAAUUUCCUUAAAAUUACCAAUUCAGAGGCAGCAACCCAACAACAGGUUGUCUGAUGCGUCUGAAAAUACCACGGCAGAUAUAUCUUAAUCUGAUGAACAUUUUUACCUCAGUCAGAUUUGCUCUAAAUGCUUUAGUUUCAGAGAUAUAAGCCAAAAACUGCAUUUUACCCCCCUGUUCUAUUUUAAGCCAUGGCGGCCAUCUUGGUUGAUGGGCGGGGUCAUCGGAUAUACUUUUCAAACAAGAUACCUAAGAAUGAUUUAGGUAAAGUUUGGUUUUAUUUGGCUCAGUAUUUUCAGAGGAGAAGAUUUUUGUAAAAGUUAACGGACGACGACGGACGACGACGACAACGAAGGACGACGGACGACAGACGCCAAGUGAUAAGGAAAGCUCAUUUGACCCAGCAGUCAGGUGAGCUAAAAUACGUGUAAAUAUACCAAUGAAAUAUAUGCCAUGAACUAAAGAUCAUUCCUGACCAGAUUUCAACAAAUUACUUUAGUUGGACAAUGAAUUUGACAUAGUGACAUGCGAAGUUCGAUUACAAUCAAACAAUUAGUAGGUUGACGUUGGCUUGGUUUAGUAUCUCGUCUUGGGUUGUGUUCGGUGGUGUGUAUAGUUUUUUUUAUAUGCUACGCCGCGGCGGAGGGAGCAUUAAGUGUUGCCGUUGUCCGUCCGUUCUCUAACUUUAGUUUGCCUCAAACAAAUAUCAUUACCACAAAACACAGAUCAAGUUCGAAUUUGGGUGGCGUCACUUUUAUCGUUCGAGUUAUGUCCCUUUAUAUCAGGAAAAAUUGCUGAAUUUUUCGUUUCCGUUAUCUAACUUUAGUUUGGUGCAACCAAGCGUUAUGAAACUUAUACACAAUGCUUAUGACCA
Messenger RNA from Mytilus californianus (California mussel), 5150 nucleotides. RefSeq names its product inter-alpha-trypsin inhibitor heavy chain H5-like. The transcript has 11 exons. The record is from RefSeq and is a predicted model, not a curated record. NCBI's taxonomy places the organism in Eukaryota, Metazoa, Mollusca, Bivalvia, Mytilida, Mytilidae. The coding region runs from base 433 to 2484 and encodes 683 amino acids.